Messenger RNA from Galdieria sulphuraria, 1239 nucleotides. RefSeq names its product beta-1,4-mannosyl-glycoprotein beta-1,4-N-acetylglucosaminyltransferase. Gene Ontology annotation, molecular function: beta-1,4-mannosylglycoprotein 4-beta-N-acetylglucosaminyltransferase activity. The record is from RefSeq and is a predicted model, not a curated record. Gene Ontology annotation, cellular component: membrane. Bases 41 to 1183 code for a protein of 380 amino acids. NCBI's taxonomy places the organism in Eukaryota, Rhodophyta, Bangiophyceae, Galdieriales, Galdieriaceae. Gene Ontology annotation, biological process: protein N-linked glycosylation; N-acetylglucosamine metabolic process. The transcript has a single exon.
AAGCAAUUCAAAAAAUGUCGUCAAGAUGAAAGUCAUUUUUAUGAGAGCUCAAAAGAGGCAGGUCAAGGUAUCGUUUGCUAUUCUUGCAUUAUUCUUGGUUAUCUUUCAUUGGAAAGUUAACUCUCUUCGUCAACUAGUCACCUUUCCUCAUUCUACUUCAUAUGUUUCUAGACAAGAGGACUUUUGUGAACAAGUGGAGAGAGAUGGUCCUUUGAAAGCUGUUUUAGAAAGAAUUCUAUUGCAGCCUGAUUCCCCAGUAUCUCAGUUAUGUAAAGAAUGGAAGCCAGAACUACACUGUAGAAAAGGCCAAACAUUCCGUCCUCAGGGUCCCGUCCAAGUUUAUGAUAUCUUUCUCUUUUCGUUUGAAGUAGAUGCUUUGGAAAUUCGUUUUCAUGAAUUGAAUGAGUUGGUAGACCAUUUCGUUAUAUUAGAAUGUAACAUUGACCAUAAAGGUUAUCCCAAACCUCUACUAUGGAAUAUCUUGAAGGAUGAUCCUAGAUUCCUGCCAUUUCGUUCCAAAGUUAUUCAUAUCGUCCGUGAAGUUCCUCUUGAUGCCGUUCGUGGUGAUAGGAAUAAGAUAGAAUGGAGCUUUGAACAACAAUCUUGGGAGAAAGCUUUGGAAUUUUGUCGUUUUCUACCUUCCAAUGCGAUAGUGAUGUUAGGUUUUGUGGAUGAAAUUGUAUCUCGACAAGCAUUAUAUGAGGCAAUUUAUUGUGAUCCACAUCCAUCUUAUCCUUUAAGUUUUGGUAUAUGGUUUCCAUUUGGACACUUGGAACGAGCAUAUAAAAGUGAUUGGCCAGUAGAGGGACAUCCAUAUACAUAUGGCUAUCCGAGUUUACGAUAUGCCAAUCAGUGUUCCGAAGGAACUUUUCGUCAACAAUUUUCAAGCCAUCAAUUGGGAGGACUACAUUUAUCCAAUUAUUGCUUCCCUCCCUUUGUUAUAUUAAAAGAACUAACAGGAACUGAAUAUGGGAGCGAAUCUUUUCAUAGCAUGACCCAAGAACAAUGUAAGCAUUUAGUAAGUAACUGUGAGGGUUCCACUUUUGGAAGGACGGUUCCUUUAGACCAAGUUCCAGAAGAAGACAUGGAAGCUGUAUACAUACCUUGGUUUGUCAAGUGUCACCCCAACAGAUAUCCAGCUUUGAUGCAUCAAAUAGAUUCUAGAGCAGUCGUAGUAUCUUAAGAUGAUGAUUGCCUCAAGAGGGUGCGUUGAGCCUGAAGAAAGCGGACCCUCAUUUU